AUAGUGAAUGCAGGGUCCGGGGAGACCAGAUAUAGUGAAUGCAGGGGUCCGGGGAGACCAGAUAUAGUGAAUACAGGGUCCGGGGAGACUGGAUAUAGUGAAUGCAGGGUCCGGGGAGACCAGAUAUAGUGAAUGCAGGGUCCGGGGGACCAGAUAUAGUGAAUGCAGGGUCCGGGGAGACCAGAUAUAGUGAAUGCAGGGUCCGGGGAGACCAGAUAUAGUGAAUGCAGGGUCCGGGGAGACCAGAUAUAGUGAAUGCAGGGUCUGGAGAGACCAGAUAUAGUGAAUGCAGGGUCCGGGGAGACCA
Messenger RNA from Staurois parvus, 307 nucleotides. The record is from the annotation of a GenBank genome assembly. Lineage: Eukaryota; Metazoa; Chordata; Amphibia; Anura; Ranidae.